Messenger RNA from Didymodactylos carnosus, 852 nucleotides. The record is from the annotation of a GenBank genome assembly. NCBI's taxonomy places the organism in Eukaryota, Metazoa, Rotifera, Eurotatoria, Philodinida, Philodinidae.
AUGCGUUUCACUUUCCGUCGGAAUGAAAAUCCUCAAGAGCAAUUCAACGACUAUUUCUCGACGUAUCGAACUUCAUUUUGGAUCGAUCGUCAAUGGUAUUUUCGUGCUCGUUGGGGACUCUGCAGGGAACAUCUUUCAAUUUGUUUGUAUUCAUUGCCCUACGCAUUUCAUGGUUAUCUCAUUCCUGUCAACAUUUCACAUUUACAGACAGAAUCGACGUGUCCAGCUGAUCUGUCGUUCUCGUAUGAUUCCGUUCGACAGAUCGGUUAUGAACCGUGGAUGUUCAAUGAUCGAGUGAUGUCUCGAGUGCAAUUGAUGAACAUUGAAAGCCUCUCUGUUGGACUUCCACUCGAUUCUCGAUCUCGGUUCGUCAUUCCGACAUUCUCCAACUUACGUUCACUCACCAUCGACAAUCUUCCAGCCGAUUCUGAACUCGACUUACAAGAAAUCCUUGAUUGUUCACCUGAUCUCAAGUCACUUUCAUUCAGUUCGUGGACAACGACGACAGUGCCACCUUAUUCUCUCGAGAGUUCUUCGAUUUAUCGCUUGAAUGUUAACCCGUAUGGUGAAUUUGAUCGGCGAUAUUCUUACAAUCCUGCACAAUGUGUGGAAUUAGGUCGCUCCCCAUUAGGAAGGCAAUGUCGAGUCUUAAAUAUUCAAGCCGAAGAACUCUUCUGUAUUUUGGUCUUGACGUCGAUGAUGGGUAAACUUCGAACAGUUCAUAUUCAAUUUGAAAAUGGUCCUUAUUAUGAACUUCAUCAAAAGGAGAUCAUCCACGCUUUGCAAGAAUGUUUAUCAUCAAGAUGGACUAUCACGAAGUAUUCUUAUGGAAACAUUACUAUUCAAUCCUAA